This is a messenger RNA of Brassica napus (rape), 4034 nucleotides long. Its product is annotated as multidrug resistance protein 2-like. The coding region runs from base 2678 to 3775 and encodes 365 amino acids. Gene Ontology annotation, biological process: transmembrane transport. The record is from RefSeq and is a predicted model, not a curated record. The transcript is spliced from 13 exons. Lineage: Eukaryota; Viridiplantae; Streptophyta; Magnoliopsida; Brassicales; Brassicaceae. Gene Ontology annotation, molecular function: transmembrane transporter activity.
AAGUCUUCUUGAGUCUUGACCACUUACUCUUGAGUUCAUCCAAUACUAAAAAAAAUACCGUUAUAUUUCUAGGCAAUGGAAAUCUAAAGCUAGGUGGCCUAUAUUUUGAUUUCUUAAGCUAUUAAAGUCCAAAAUUAAAUUUUAUUUGGAAUCAGUCAGGUCGUUAAGAUUUAGAGCCCAAUACUUAUCUACGAACACUUGAAAAAAAAACACAUGAACGACAAAUAGUGACAAUUUACUCAUUAAUAAAAACUUAGUGAUUUUUUUUUGUAACACACAGAAAUGGUUUCUAGUCGACGGAGUUCGUAAUAAAGAAAAGGAGAGUGACUAAAAUACCAAAGUAUCCUUAACAAUCUGAUGGAACAUGCUUCUACCCAAUUUUUAUAAUAUAGACUGAAAAAAUAUCAGCGGAGUUGUGAAAACAUAUGUUAUCUUGGAUAAUAAUAAGCUUUUUCCCUUUUAGUCAAAAUCGAAACAAAUCUUACACACUACUUUGCUUGGUUUAUUGAUGGUGAUGAUGGAUGAUGGAUUCGUUGGGAUGAGACACAUGUUGACUAUUGUUUUCUUGUCUGGCUUCGCCGGAUUCAUGGAAGGCCCCGUGAUUACUGACGUCACCGUCGCCGCCGUUUGCUCUUCACCAGACGACGCAUGUUCUCUAGCUGUCUAUCUCACCGGUUUUCAACAAGUGGUACUUAAAUCUGAAUUUUUUUGUUUGUUACUUAAAGAUUGUGUUUCUUCUUUCUUUUUUGGGCUAAGUUUCUUUUUGCUGAACUCUGUCUACAUCUCUGUCUGAUGUCUUCUACAUCAUUUUUUUAUCUUCUACAUGAUUGUUAAAGAUUGUGUUUCUUCUUCUUGCCAUUUACAUCUGAUGUCUCUAAACAUGAAAUUGAGAGCCUAUUACCCAGAUAAGUUGAUUUGGUUCUUACAACCUAAGUGAUUUAAAGAAGGUUUUCUUUUGUUUUCGACAUAAAACGAUUUUUUAUUUCAAAAAAGGAACUUUUUUCCUUCCCUAAAUACUAAGUUACACAAUGCAUAAACCCAGUGUUUCUCAUUUGUUUGAACAAUGAUUGUUGUAAAACGAAUAACGUAUACUAUUUAUGAAUAUAUUCAUUGUUUCAACUGGAGUUUCUGGACUAUAAUUUCUUUUUUUUUUGUAACACAAUUUCUAACGUUUGAAAAACUCACAUUUGAGAGAUUUUUGAUGCAGGCAGCCUAAGACAAAAAGGUCAUAUAACUCAUUUUAUAUCGGCCACAAAAUUGAAAUGUGUUCAGUUUAUAAACCGAUUAUAGACAUGAUCUAGUAAGAUAAUGUGUGUUAUUAAUGAAGGCAAUAGGGUUGGGGACGAUGGUGAUGAUGCCAGUAAUUGGGAAUCUAUCAGACAGAUAUGGAAUGAGAAAUCGGCCAAAAAAACACUGAACUUUGCGGGAAUUGCCAAAAGAAACCUGUACUCGAACCUGACCAAUAAAACCCCGAUUUUUUGUUGACUUUUUUAGUUAAUUCACAAACUUACGGUUGACUAACCAAAUUAACACACCGUUAACCGACAGUUAAGACAGUGUUAACUCACCGUUAAUUACUGCCGUUUAGUGAAACUACGUCGUUUCAUUCAGUUGUUUUGUUAAACAUAAAAUCUCAAGACGACGUCGUUUUGCUUAAUUAAAAUUGUUGUUGCUUGGACUCGAACCCGUGCACUCGUGGUCGUAAGGGGGUAUUGCCACUGAGCUAGUGGACCUUUCGGAAGGUUAUCACACAUGUUUAUUUUUAUUGCUCAAAAGAUGUGUUUGAUUGCAAUCAAACAAAAUGAAACCCGUGUUUGAACGUAACCCUAAUUUCUCAAAUCGAUUUGGGGAUUUCUCUUGUAGAGAUGGUAAAGACGAAGUUCACAAGGAAUGGAAAGGAGAGAUGAGACGAAUCCUCACAAUCCGAACUCAUCAUGCGAUACUCGAAGAAGGAGAGAUGAGAAUCGAGAUUUUUAAGGACGAGAUCGAAGAGAAUCGCGAACUGGAUUUAUGAUUUCGCCCAUUUAGGGUUUAUACCAAUCGGAGGAGAAAACCGUCGUUUCUUUUUGAUUCAUUUAACUUGGAUUCAAAGAGAAUAAAAGAAACUGUGUUCGUAUAUCCAUUGCAAAGUCCACUAGCUCAGUGGCAAAAACCCCUACCAUUAAACCCGAGUGCACGAGUUCGAGUCGAUGGAACCCCAUCUUUUUAAUAAAAAAGUUAAUGUAAAACGCGUCGUUUCAUUAAUUUGUCUUUAACUCGGAUUCGAAGAAUAAAAGAUAUUGUGUUCGUAUAGCCAUUGCAAAGUCCACUAGCUCAGUGGCAAAAACCCCUACCAUUAAACCCGAGUACACGAGUUCGAGCCGUAGGAAACACAUAUUUUUAAUAACACAACUAUAUAAACGACGUCGUUUGUCUUUAAUCAGACAAAGUGAUGAAACGACGUCGUAUACUUUAACACCCAAAAUUAACGUCCGCUUAAUUAACAGUUAACUCGGUUAACGGUGUGUUUAUCUGGUCAGUCAAUCGUAAGUUUCUUAAUAAACCCGAAAAGUCAACAAAAGUUCAGGAUUUUAUUGGCUAGCCCAUAUGUCCAGGUUUCUUUUGGCAAUUCCCGCAAAGUUCAGUGUUUUUUUGGCCGAUUUCCCGAUAUGGAAUUAAAGCAGUUCUCACUUUACCCAUGUGUCUCUCAAUCCUUCCUCCUGUCAUUUUAGGGUACAGAAGGGAUACACAUUUCUUCUACAUGUCUUACAUAAUCAAGAUUCUGACCGCUUUGGUAUGCGAAGGGGCCGUGGACUGCCUUGCCUCUGCUUAUGUGGCAGAAAAUAUUCAGGGGAGAACAAGAAUAUCAGCAUUUAGUAUUUUAGCUGGUGUCAAAACAAUGUCUUCUCUUUGUGGAACGUUAGUUGCUCGAUUUCUACCCGUAGCUUUGAUUUUUAAGGUUUCAGCUAUAUCGUUUCUUGUUGCCAUGGUGUACAUGAGAAUUUUCCUAAAGGAAAGGCUAAACGAUGAUGAAAAUGGUUAUCAUCAACAAGAUGACGGUGAUAGUAAUGAUGUUACGAUGUUAGCAGAACCGCUGUUGAACAACACAACAAUUACAACUAGUGUCUUAAACAAGAAACAAUCUUCGUUAAAAGAUAUGAUGAUCUUAAUGAAAACUAGUACUAUCUUCGUUCAAGCAUUGGUUGUUACAUUCUUCAGCAGUUUCUCAGAUAGUGGAAUGCAGUCUGCUUUCUUGUAUUUUCUGAAAGCGCGUUUUGGCUUUGACAAAAACCAGUUUGCUGAUCUCAUGCUAUUGAUUACCAUCGUUGGGUCUAUCUCUCAACUGUUUGUACUGCCAAGAUUUGCUUCUACCAUUGGAGAACGUAAGCUUUUAUCAGCAGGGCUUUUUAUGGAAUUUACAAACAUGGCCGUUGUCAGCAUUUCUUGGGCACCAUGGGUUCCUUAUCUCACCACUUUGUUUGUACCUGGAGCCAUGCUUGUGAUGCCAUCAGUGUGUGGUAUUGCCUCAAGACAAGUUGGAUCCGGUGAACAGGGGAAAGUGCAAGGAUGCAUAUCUGGAGUGAAGUCCUUUGGGAAAGUCGUGGCACCAUUUGUUUUCAGUCCAUUGACAGCGUUGUUCCUCUCGAACAAUGCACCCUUCUAUUUUCCUGGAUUCAGCCUUUUAUGCAUUUCCUUGUCGUCGAUGUUCGGUUUUUUGCAGAGCCUAAUGAUAAAAGAUGUUCCACCGUCACAAUUGAACAAAGAAAUCAACAGCACCUCGAGGGAGGAAGUGUGAUUACAGGAACUUAUUAAAUAUGUAAAGAGAAGAAUGCCAAUUUAGGAUGUAGUAAUAACUCAUCAAUCAUAAAAGAAAAGAUGAAUAUCAAUAUGUAUCAUUUGAUGAAGAUAUAUAUUUAUAUAGAAUGGAGUAGAUUAGAUAUAUUUAUAGCAUGUGAUCAAGCUAUAUCUAUAUGUUGAUAUUCAAAAUAUUUGUACACAACUUUCUGUAGUCAUUUGUUUCCACUAACUUUAUCAAGUUUUCUUUUUUUGACAAA